AUGGAGACAUUUAUUGAAAACGAACUCGGCUCAGCACCAGUCACCGCCAGUGUCAUAGAUUCCAUCAAAAUCGGAUUGGCAGAUACGUGCAAAGUGGUAAAUUCCCGUUUAAUGGCAGUAGCUUUCUUUGGCGAAAAGCUAGCAUCCGAGCCAGUCUUUGCAGAGGCUGUUUACCAGCACCCCUUACAAACUGUGACCUGCAUGAGUUUGUUUCAACUUGCGCCAAAAUUCAUGUACCCGCUCAUUACGGCUGUUGUGACCCGGAAAGGGCAAGCAAUGAAACAAGUCGAAGAGCGUGUGUGUCCCAUUAUCGAAAAGGGCGUGGAGAGUUGGGAUGAUCUGUCAAAAGUGGAACACGUAAGGCUAAACCCCCCUUACAGCCGUCAGAAUGCAGCUCAUAUCUUCCAGACCAUUCUAUACAACAUGAUGGAAGAAACAAAGGAUAAUCGCAGCUACUGGACACCCGCUGCCGUCUGCCAGGCAAUCAUGGGACUUUGGCUUGCAGCUUCACACCAGCCAUGGGUGAACCUAUACAUAUUCAUCUACCAGCUCUGUGCCCAGCCCAAAUGGCAAGAUAUAAUCCGGGACGAAUUCCGCGCAAACGGCAGCGGCCUGGAUUUCGACAGUCUAGAGAACCUCCCUCUACUGGACAGUUUCAUGCGGGAAAGUUCACGAUUCCACUGCUUGGAUAAAUGUAUGUGCGAGAUCUUCCCCAAGCUCAUCAAUCAAUCGUCUUCAACAUUUGAAUUCAAACUUACUUGUCCGUCCCAUUAUUUAGUGAAUAUCCGCCGAAAAGCCAUGCGGGACUACACCUUCUCUGAUGGCUCGACGUUUGCUCCGAAGGGGUCCACCGUCUGCGUCUCAAACUAUGAGGUGUCGCACGACCCUGAAAAUUACCCGAAUCCUGACAUCUUUGACGGCUUCCGCUUUGUGCGUGGUCGCUCUAAUGAUAGGACGACUGGGUAUGCGGAUGUCUCUGAGAAGAAUCUUAUGUGGGGCUAUGGCUCGCUGGCUUGCCCUGGGAGGGUGCAUGCGUCCUUUGUUAUCAAGUUUGUGCUGUGUUCACUGCUCUCGAGUACUGGCGAUUUCAAAGAAUGA
Molecule: messenger RNA, 1098 nt
Organism: Penicillium verhagenii
Lineage: Eukaryota; Fungi; Ascomycota; Eurotiomycetes; Eurotiales; Aspergillaceae
Product: cytochrome P450
Exons: 5
Coding region: 1-1098 (365 amino acids)
Molecular function (GO): heme binding; oxidoreductase activity, acting on paired donors, with incorporation or reduction of molecular oxygen; iron ion binding
Source: RefSeq, a predicted model, not a curated record